GUGAUAAUAAUUUGUACUGUAUAUUCACUAGUUAGGGGCUCUUCAAAACUAACAGUGGUUGCUUAGGCUACGGACUUCUAGGUAAAAACCACGAGUCAUCACCUGCAAUCUUAAAAAAGUCGCUACUUAGGUACUCAAACUUGUCUGUCAGUAAAGGUAGGCCACGAGAUCCACACCAUACAAUGACUUGGACAUACUGUCUUGUACUGAACAGUUUCCUACCUACUGCAUAGUUGAACACCAACGCAAAAUCUGGAGUUGGCUCGACCGUGCUACUAGCAAGAACAACAAACAAGAUCCUAACCUGCUAGGUCCUUUUCCGGACUGGAUAGGCUGUGGACCUUAUUCAUCAUCCGUGCCUAGAGACUUGCCUCAGAGAGGUGGACUUACUUACACAGUGGACGUGCCCGAGAAAAAACUAUUUUCCUUCAUCGCGCGUAGAUCACGCAGUGCUUCGCUUAUUCUGCAAGAAAAACCUUCCCUCUUACCUAUCACUCACGCCAAGCUCAAGCGUGUUCGCUUCGCUGAUUUAACUGGCAUGUAAGUAAUCCUCAUCCUUCCAUAUUGAAAAUCGCCCGACCGAAAUACUUACGAUGAUAGGUAUCCUAUUGGCACGAAGACUGCUAGCCCUCCCGAGAUGGAGUCAGUUCGAGGCCGAACGGCCACCAGAGAGCCUCGCCUCGAGCCUUUCCAUGCACGAGCCGCAACACAGCCUCAUAUACCUCAUCCAGAGGAAUUUGACCAGCCUCAGACUCACCAUGGCAAGAAGCAUUCGCGCACACAGAGCCAUGUUCGCAACAACAGUGGACCGGCCGUUCAGGCGUAUCCUCAGCAGCAUAGCAGACAGCAGACCCCGGAGCGAGGUCGUAAGCAACAGAAGACGUAUGAUAUCCAGUCGGAUGAUGACAUCGACAAAGGCCUCAGUCCCGUUGCUGAGACGACAAGGGACAACGGUCUUCCCCAUGCCAUGACAAUGAACGAUAUUAUCGGCAGACGUGACCACGAGUCACGUGACCGAUCUCGAUCUAUGUCGCGACACAAGUCCCCUAAGCCGGCUAUGUCAGUCGGUGCCCAGGCGAGACGUCGCCCUGCCCCUCUUGACCUUGACGGAACUCAACGGUACGGUGUGGUGGUUCAUAACAAUGUUCAACCUGUCCACAACCCCGUUUACUCACCUGAGCUCCAGCAAGGACAGCAAGGACAGAUUGUCCAGUAUCGCAGCUCUUCGAUAUACAUGGAUGAUACCCCCUUACCAUUCUAUGAGGAGCCCUCACCUAGCCCCCUUUACGUCCCCACCAAGAGCGAGAUGCAAGGACGAGCGGACAGCAUUCUGCAAGGCUACCAUGACUGGAAAGAAAACCAGGGUAGUAACGGGGCAUCUAUGAGCGGAAUUGAACGCACCCGUUCCACACCCGCGAUGGAGUAUGGCCAUCCUUCGGAGAUGAUGAAGGCAGGUGAUCGAGUGUCUCUCGGUCAUUCGCAAGAUGGAAUUACUUUGGCCGGAACCCCCGUUAAAGAGAGUUUCAGAGAGAUUGAAACACCUCUUUUCACCCCCCUGACGCCAUACCUGAUGCAUACGCGAAUGGGAUCCAAGACCAUGAUCGGCGAUAAGGGAUGGCUCGAAGACACUGCCGAGAAGCCGAAGAAACCUGCGCCGAAGAAGAAGGAUGCGGGCUUCAUCGGCACGUUCAAGAAGACGGCUCGAAAAAUCGUACGUAUCCAUUACCCCUAUUCACUAAAUGACUUAAAACUAACGUUUCUGUUUCUUGUUUAGGCGGCCGAAAUGACCGAAUUCCGAGGCGAAAAGCCGCGCUCCCGUACGGCGCGAGAGCUGAAUAUCUCGCUCGACCCACG
Molecule: messenger RNA, 1854 nt
Organism: Annulohypoxylon maeteangense
Lineage: Eukaryota; Fungi; Ascomycota; Sordariomycetes; Xylariales; Hypoxylaceae
Exons: 1
Coding region: 638-1774 (378 amino acids)
Source: RefSeq, a predicted model, not a curated record